AACCGCCAUUAAGAAGCCUUCCUCAACCCCCCCUCUCUCUUCUUCCCCAAAUUUCCCUUUCUUCAGUUUCCCUUUCUGAUCCGAUGCUCCACAGUACUCAUGUCUCCAAUCUUCACUGAUUCUGGGUUCAUCAUAAACUCAACCCUUCGCCGCCGGACCCAUUUAGUUCAAUCCUUCUCCGUCGUCUUCCUUUAUUGGUUCUAUGUCUUCUCGUGAUUAAUUAAUUCAUUAAUCUAACCACACAACCAUAGAAUUUCAAUUAAUUAAUAAUCGUGCCUGGGUCGUACGUACGUCCUCUCUCUGUAAUUUCAAUUGUUAAUUUUUGUUGCGAUCUGUUUUAAUUAAUCCAUGGCUUCUUCAAGUGGGGGUUCGUCCGGGUCGGGCAAUGGCGGCCGCCGGAGCUCAGGGUCGGAAGAGGAUCAGGAGGCGGAGAGGAAGCGGAGGAGAAUGCAGUCGAAUCGGGAAUCGGCGCGCCGGUCUCGGCUGCGGAAGCAGAAGCAUCUGGACGAUCUGACGGCGCAGAUUACUCGGCUGAUGAACCACAAGAAUCAGAUCGUGGCCAAUAUGAACGCCGCCGCCAAUCUUUGCGUCAGCUUGGAGACGGAGAACUCCAUCCUCCGGGCUCAGAUGACGGAGCUCACCCACAGACUGCAGUAUCUAAACGACAUAGUAACAUUUGUGGAAUCGAUGACGGCGGGUGGCGAUUUUGGUAAUAAUGGUUUUGACGAGGAAGAUUAUUAUCCUUGGGAUUCUCCAUUCGCGAAUGAGUAUUGAAUGCGCUGUCAAGUGCCUUAUCAACAUCUGAUUUGAUUGGUUGAUUAUAUCUCUAAAUUGAGUUGGUUGCUAUCAUUGAUCGUCUUUUAGACUAAAAUUUCCUGUGUUCUUUGAAAUGAUGAGAUUAUAACUCGAUCAGGACUAUCUUCUAUUUGAAUAGAACGUAUGUUUAACAAAUUUGUUAUGUAGUAUGAUUGGCAUUGGCGAAUUCAUAUCAUUAUUGUACUUUCCUAUGGGAUAGGAAAUUUGUUCAGACCUCCAGGAAUGCCUAGUUCACCAUGUACGAAGAUUGUUUGGACUGCCUCUAUUUCUUGUAUUUGAAGAAAAUGUAGUUGUAUUUUAUUGAGAGAUAA
This is a messenger RNA of Momordica charantia (bitter melon), 1127 nucleotides long. NCBI's taxonomy places the organism in Eukaryota, Viridiplantae, Streptophyta, Magnoliopsida, Cucurbitales, Cucurbitaceae. The record is from RefSeq and is a predicted model, not a curated record.